AUGGAGAAGGAUUCCCCAUCAACUGCUGUCAACACCCAGGAAUCAUGCCCUCUCUUGGAUGGGCCAUCUCCUCUACAGACUCCUCCUUCACUCAUCUCCAAUAACCACUCUGCUCCUCCCCCUCAGACUGCUAAAUCUCCAUCCUCCACAGAAAACACCACAGAAGACAGAUCAUAUUCCUCCCUACCAUCCGCUCACACCAUGUCUAAAUCAAUGGAUUCUCUUCCUUCUUUAGACAGCACAGAACCUUUAUCUCUCGCUGUGUCCUCUAAACCCACAUCCACAGAUGUUUCCUCUAAUCAUCCAUCUCCUGCUGCACACAAAACACUACAUAUUACUCCUCAAGUAUCCAAGCUCACUUCUGCAGCCAGCAUAGGCUGCAGCAUUCCCACAGACUCCCCUCCAGCUUCCCCCACCACUGCUUCCACUACAUCUCCCUCCGCCUUUUCCACCACCCCCAUGAAACGCACCUUUGCCUCCAUGGCCAAGCGGGUAAUAGUACAAGAAAGACUUAGAAAAGCAGAGGAAGAGGAUGCCAAUGAUGAAGAGGAUGAUGAAGAACCAGAGGAAGAUUUAUCCUUUGAGCAGGUGGAGGAGAAAGCCAAAGCUGGUGAUGCCAGAGCUCAAACCCAUCUGGGUCAGCACUACUUGAUUCUUGCUGAAGAGAAGAACACAGAGGAAAAUAAUUGUCUGGCUGUGACUUGGUUUAUUCAAGCAGCGAAACAGGGAAGAAAAGGCGCAGCAAGAGCACUACAGCGUUGUUGGAUCCAGAAAAUAGGAAUCACUCCAGAGAAUGAGGCAGAUGUGCGGAAGUUGUCGACAGAGAGUAAGUUUGAGCAGGCGGUGCGUAAAGCUGCCAUGAUGAUGUACUGGAAGCUCAAUCCAGAGAGGAAGAAGAAGGUGGCGAUGGCUGAGAUGCUAGAGAAUUUCAGCCAGGUCCAGGCAGUGCAGGCAGGUGGCACUGCAAACAGGAUUCCUAGCCCAACCACAGACCAGACGCAGAAAGUGCUAGAGUGCAUGGUCAGCAAAGAGUCCAAACAGUUGGUGGACCUGGAUGACUUUGUUGAGAUGACUAAGAACUAUGCACAGGGUAUUGUCCCCUCUGCACCUCAAAGUGGUAGCAAAGUCACAGCCAAGAAUGAAAGCCCUACACUUGCUUAUGACAGCAGUGGAGAGUGCAAGGCUGAGCUGCUACCUUCAGGAGGAAGGAAGUCCAACAAAAGUGGUUGGAGUUUUGGCCGAAGAGGGAUGAUGCUGCACAGGAAGCAAACUAGGGCCAUAAAAACAGCAAUGUUUAUGAAAUCACGAUUAAUGAUGCUGCAGUACCCGCUGCGUGCCUUUAUUGAGAUGAAGGAGAACCUGGUCGACUGGGCAUCACGAGCCGGCGUCCAGUGGCUGAGCACAGUCAUCCCUACACAUCACGUCAAUGCACUCAUCUUCUUCUUCAUCAUCAGCAACCUGACAGUUGAUUUGUUUGCCUUUGUCAUCCCUCUGCUUGUCUUCUACCUCUCCUUCAUCUCCAUGAUUAUUUGCACUUUGCGUGUUUUUCAGAGAAGCAAGUCUUGGGAGAACUUUAGAGCUCUGACAUCUCUGCUGACACGUUUUGAACCUGGCCUAGAUGUGGAGCAAGCAGAGACCAACUUUGGCUGGAAUAACCUCGAGCCGUACCUCUAUUUUAUCCUCUCUGUCUUCUUCGUCAUUUUCUCGUUCCCUGUAGCUGACAAGGGCUGGAUCCCCUGUUCUGAGCUCUCUACAGUGGCCAUCUUCUUUACUGCUAUCAGCUACUUGAGCCUCAGCCCCAGUGCUGUGAUGUAUGCACGCAAAGCAAUGGUCAUAGAGGUAGCAUCAUCUCUGUGUAGCCUGACUCAGUUACUGCCGGGGAACAUGACAUGGAUUUGUUUCCUGGGACACACCUUCACCACACUGCCACUAGGGGAGUCAGUGGAGCUGAAGCUCAGUCUCCCAUGCCUGCUGUAUAUCUACCUGUUCUAUCUGUUCUUCAGCAUGGCCAGGAGACGUGGCUUCCGGGGGACUUACUGCUUCCUGGUGCCAUACCUUGUGUGCUUCAUGUGGUGUGAGUUCUCGGUGGUGCUCCUUCAGAAUUCCUCUGCUGUGGGUCUGAUCCGCACCUGCGUGGCCUACUUCCUUUUCCUGUUCGCUCUGCCUAUCUUGUCAUUGGGCCUUGCUGCCAUGCUCUUCAUCCAGGUCUUCAAGUGGUUUCUCGAACUGGAGCUGACCAAAGUCAUUGUAACCCUGGUUGUAUGUGCAAUCCCAGUCACCCUGCGGCUCUGGACACGGUUUAGCAUGUCUAUUUUGGAUGUCUUCCGCUCACUGACGUGUCGUGGCCCAGUCAAGCUCAUCUUACUCUGUAUCUCCAUGGUGAUCCUGUUCUUCUCUAUUUAUGUGUAUCAUGCAGAAGGACAGAAGGUCUACAACUCUACCCUGUCUUGGAACCACUAUAACCAGGUGUGUGGGCCUCCUGCCUGGAAAACUAAAGGCAUGACCCAGACACAGAUCUUCUGUAGCCACCUGCAGGGACACAGAGUAACCUGGGUUGGUCGCUUCAAGCAUGCCCGUGUGGCUGAGACAGAUAAUGGGGCGCAGUCAGUCAUCAACAUGCUGCCAGUGUUUAUGGGAGACUGGCUGCGCUGCCUGUAUGGAGAGAUGUAUCCUAAAUGUGAGCCAAAGAAUGCUAGAGCUGCAAACCUAACAGCUGCCAGUUUGGCAGCCAGCUCUGCAUCUGCUACAGUCUCACUGCCCAUACUGCUGCAAAUGCAAGAAGAGGAAGAGUUGUGUCAGAUUAAAGCUCUUGCCACACACACCUGCCAUGUCAAGCGUUUCGACAGCUUCCGCUUCGCGGUGACAAUAGGGAUGGUGAAGGAUGGAAAUGUAGAGGUAGAGGACCCAGCCAGUGAUAUAGUCCUAAUGGCCAGUCAUGAGUUCCAGCAGGUCCUGCUUAACCUGAACCCUGGUAACAUGGUGGGCUUCAGCACCGAGCUGGAGGGCCAUCUAGGAGUUAGAGCUCCAGUCUUUGAGUUGAAGGCUAUCAACUGUUUGGAUUGUGUUGCUUCACCGUUUACUGGAGGCAGGCAGGUGAAGAUAGAGAGAGACUGGAGAUGCACUACAAUGAAAGCGUUAAAGUUUGCAUUUGAUUUUUUCUUUUCUCCCUUCCUGUCAGCAAAAAUCAUUGCCUGA
Scomber scombrus (Atlantic mackerel) is the source of this 3195-nucleotide messenger RNA. It is a transcript of the gene wfs1a, whose product is annotated as Wolfram syndrome 1a (wolframin). Gene Ontology annotation, biological process: calcium ion homeostasis; endoplasmic reticulum unfolded protein response. Gene Ontology annotation, cellular component: endoplasmic reticulum membrane; endoplasmic reticulum. The record is from RefSeq and is a predicted model, not a curated record. NCBI's taxonomy places the organism in Eukaryota, Metazoa, Chordata, Actinopteri, Scombriformes, Scombridae. Gene Ontology annotation, molecular function: protein binding. Bases 1 to 3195 code for a protein of 1064 amino acids. The transcript is spliced from 11 exons.